This is a messenger RNA of Puma concolor (puma), 1524 nucleotides long. It is a transcript of the gene KRT12, whose product is annotated as keratin 12. Gene Ontology annotation, cellular component: cytoskeleton. Gene Ontology annotation, molecular function: structural molecule activity. The record is from RefSeq and is a predicted model, not a curated record. Lineage: Eukaryota; Metazoa; Chordata; Mammalia; Carnivora; Felidae. Gene Ontology annotation, biological process: epithelial cell differentiation; morphogenesis of an epithelium; intermediate filament organization.
AUGUCCCUCUCAGUACGCACCUCUGGGCUCUCCCGGCGGCCAUCUUCCCAGAGUGGGACAUCGGGCAGAGCCAGGGGCACGUCCGCUUCCAUCGUUGGAAGUGGCUAUGGGGGGAGCACCUUUGGCUUUGGAGACAGCUAUGGGGGAGGCUUUUCUUCUGCUUCCAUGUUUGGUUCUAGUUCUGGCUUUGGUGGUGGCUCUGGAAUUUCCUUUGCAGGAGGACUGGGCAGUGCUUAUGGGGGAGCCCUGGGAGGUGGUUCUGGAGCCCUGGGAGGUGGCUUUGGAAGCCUAGGAAGUGGCUUUGGAGGCCUGGGAGGUGGCUUUGGAGGCCUGGGAAUUGGAUUUGGAGGAAGCCCCGGAGGUGGCCCUGGAGGCAUUCUCUCUGGCAGUGAUGGAGGCCUUCUUUCUGGAUCAGAAAAGGAAACCAUGCAAAAUCUUAAUGACAGAUUGGCCUCCUACCUGGAUAAGGUUCGAGCUCUAGAAGAGGCUAAUACUGAGCUAGAAAACAAAAUUCGAGAAUGGUAUGAAACACGAGGAUCUGGGACUGGAGACCCCAGGUCGCAGAGUGAUUACAGUAAAUAUUAUCCAUUGAUCGAAGACCUCAGGAAUAAGAUCAUUUCUGCCACCAUUGGAAAUGCCCAGCUCAUCCUGCAGAUUGACAACGCGAGACUGGCUGCCGAAGACUUCAGAAUGAAGUAUGAGAACGAGCUGGCCCUGCGGGUGAGUGUGGAGGCCGACACCAACGGCCUGCGCAGGGUGCUGGACGAGCUGACCCUGGCCAGGGCCGACCUGGAGAUGCAGAUCGAGAACCUCAAGGAGGAGCUGGCCUACCUGAAGAAGAAUCAUGAAGAGGAGCUCCAAACCUUCCUGGCAGGCGGCCCGGGGCAGGUCAGCGUGGAAAUGGACGCUGCUCCGGGGCUGGACCUCACCAGGCUCCUCAACGACAUGAGGGCGCAGUAUGAAGCCAUCGCUGAGCAGAAUCGUAAGGACGCGGAGGCCUGGUUCGUUGAAAAGAGCGGGGAGCUAAGGAAGGAGAUCAGCAUCAACACGGAGCAGCUUCAGUCCAGCAAGAGCGAGGUCACCGACCUGAGGCGCGCAGUUCAAAACCUGGAGAUCGAGCUCCAGUCCCAGCUGGCCACGAAGAAAUCCCUGGAGGACUCGCUGGCGGAAGUGGAGGGCGACUACUGCGGCCAGCUGUCGCAGGUGCAGCAGCUCAUCGGCAGCCUGGAGGAGCAGCUGCUCCAGGUGCGCGCCGACGCCCAGCGCCAGAACGCCGACCACCAGCGGCUGCUGAACGCCAAGGCCCGCCUGGAGCUGGAGAUCGAGACCUACCGCCGCCUGCUGGACGGCGAGGCCCAAGGCGACGGUUUUGAUGAAAGUUUAUAUGUGACAGACUCCAAAUCUCAAACACAGUCGAUCGAUUCCUCUAAAGAUCCAACCAAAUCCCGGAAAAUCAAGACAAUUGUGCAGGAAGUGGUGAAUGGUGAAGUGGUCUCAUCUCAAGUUCAGGAAGAACUAAUAUAA